Molecule: messenger RNA, 1178 nt
Organism: Gamsiella multidivaricata
Lineage: Eukaryota; Fungi; Mortierellomycota; Mortierellomycetes; Mortierellales; Mortierellaceae
Product: pre-RNA processing PIH1/Nop17-domain-containing protein
Exons: 4
Coding region: 44-1153 (369 amino acids)
Biological process (GO): box C/D snoRNP assembly; rRNA processing
Cellular component (GO): R2TP complex; cytoplasm; ribonucleoprotein complex
Source: RefSeq, a predicted model, not a curated record
CGCCGCUUUCAUUGAGGAAUCGCCCAUCCCGCAGCAACCAACGAUGUCAUUCCUCGACUUUGACGACAAGAGCUCCAAGUCAAGCUCAUUCCUCCUUUCGGAACUCGCUCCUCUACCGGAUAAGGAUUCAAAAUCCUCCACCGAUGCUGCUGACGCCCGGGAUGCCGCCGAUGAGGAGACUCUUCUUGCAGAAUUCAAAAAGAACCCAGAGUCCGCCAAGCGUCUUGUUGAGAGCUAUGUGAGCGCGGCCCAGGCCCCACGACAGACUAUGACUCGGAUCACACCCAUUGCAGGACUUGUCAUCCAAACAAAGACAGCGAAACAAUGCCAUAAUGUGCCUAUGGACAACCCCAAGUUGACGGCGUUUCCAAAGGACACGGAUGUAUUUAUCAAUAUCUGUUAUUCAGAUCAGAUGCCCAAGCCCACUGCUGCGAGCGAGGCAGAAAUUAAGAAGGCGAUCAUCGCAGAGAAAGGAGCAGUUUACCAGGUACCAUUUUCGAUAAGUCAACCUCGAGAGUAUAAGGACGCAGUGUCAAAAAGCUACCUUGUGGUUGAUGCCUGUAUACACGCGGAGCCGUUUCAGAGGAUCAGUACAGGAAAUCCGGAUUAUGCGCUGUACAUUUACGAGUUAGCGCUGGAAUGGGUCGAAGAAAAGUGUCGUCUCGAACUCAGCAGAGAUGUCAAGUUUCCGAGUAUGAGGUCAAAGGACGAGCUAAAGGCGCGACCAGUUAUCCUGCCUAAACCACCAGCGAUCCAGGAAGUCGAGACUGGGAACAAAUCAGCGGCAGCGGCAAAAGCAACGGAUACGGCAGCCAAGUCAAAGCAAACAAUGAUACAUGUCCCAGUGGCAGGCAAGGAUGAUUAUAUUCCCAAAAGUCGGCUCUUGCCAUGCCCUAAGGGCACUCUGGGAAUCAUUGUCGAAGUCGACCUCCCCAGCCAUAAAAAUAUGGACGGCGUUACGUUGGAUGUGGUCCUGCCGGAUAAACUAGUGCUGCACUCCAAGAGUCAAGGAAAGAGCGCGGAUAAUGGCAAGGAGUAUCAUCUAGAGGUGGAAUUGCCGAACGAACCUGUGGAUCUAGAUGCGAUCAAAGCCGAAUUCAACAAGGCCAAGAGGACGCUACGUGUUUACACCAUCAAACAGAAGCGGAAAUAAAAGAAAAAAAAGGCCCAGUGCUGUU